UAAAUAGUAUUUUUAUAGGAUUAAUCCAAUCGCAACAGAUUAUGGUGAUACACUUGAUCUGCGAUAAAAAAAAAUGAAAUAUGGCUUUUCACACCUAGGCAUGUUACUUAAUUUCCAGGACUGAUAUGAAAAUUAUUGUGGUCAGUUUUAUGAUAAGUCUAGACAUGUGGUCACAACUUGUUGACAAAUAUGUAUGACUUUCUAUAACCAAACGAAUUUCUUAUUACAAAUUAGACUUGGACAGCUGGCCUUGAGGCCUAUCAAUGCAAAACUCAUGUCACAUAAUCUUCCAUAAUUGGUUGCCCAUAAUUGCUUCCAUAAGUUUCUCUGUAAGCAAUUUUUAAUAACAUACUUUGUAAGAAAGAACAUGACAGUACACAUGCUCAUCAAAGUUCAGAGGUGGCUGUUGCAGACAAAGGUAUGGAGAUUUGUGGGAUUUGCUUCAGCUGCUGUUGGACUGGUUUGUUAUGCUCUAAGCUCUUCCUUCAACUAUCUAUUUGGAAAUUGGAAUUUGUUGAAGAUAAUUCUUUACACUGUUUUCAGUUUCAUCAUUUGCAUCAUGAUUUUGUAUGAAAAUAUAUGGAAACAGUCUAGAAGUCUUCGGUUCAAAGCUCAUACAGCUUUUUUAGUAUUGACAAUCACCUCUGUCUAUUCGUUUUACUUCGAUAAAGUGGUAAAUGGAAAACCAGAUGCUUAUAGCCUCAUUUCUUGUGCUGCCUUUGCUAUCAUGUCACUGAGUUUGUCGAGGCAAUCUCAUUGUGGAUUCGAAGUGGAUCUUCUUUACUUUUUUCUUGGAUGUCUAACUGUGUUACUCAUGAAGAUUAAAUUCCAGUUAUUCAUUAUUGGAGCAGGUUUCGCCUCCUCUGCUACUCGUUGUUUCACAGAGGUUUUCCACGGAUCAACAUUUCAGCUUCUAAAUUUUGCUAAUGCAGUUGCUGAUGGAAGCCCUUCCAUUUGGUGUUUAUUCAAAAUGCUUGCAAUCUUUGAGACUUUGCAUCAUCUGAUAUCGAAAUUCCACUUGGGUCCUGAUUCUUCGGUGAAGGAAGCUGCAGUUACAGUCCAAAACAGAUUAGGAGAAGCAAUCAGGGACCUUUUCUUGAAACUAAAUUAUCUGACCUUCCGUGUCCCAGCAGCAAAGAAAGUUUCUCGGUCUGAUGGUCGACAUCAUCCAACGGCAGUCCAGAUCAUUAGCUACGUCACUUCUGCUUGUAGGUCACGCCACACGCUCGAACAAGUUUUGCAGGAAUAUCCCAAGGUGAAUAAUGGAGUAGUAGUGAAAGAUUCUUUUAUAGAACAGAUGGAAUGGAUAAUGGAUAUGUUAGAGAAAAGAUUGACAUAUAAGUCCAAAGAGUACAGAGAACUUGCUUUGCGCUAUCUUUUCAUGAUGAAUAAUAGGAGGCACAUAGAAGCUAUGAUUAAAAGCUUGGACUUGGAAACCAUAUUUGGUAAUGAUUGGUUCCAAAGAAAUCAAGCGAAAUUCCAACAAGACCUUGAUCUUUAUCAAAGGUAUUCAUGGAAUAAAGUGUUGGAAUUUUUGAAGUUGGACAACAAUGACUGUGCGGCACUGAAUGGUGAUGUUGCAGAAGAUAUAUUGAAAGAAAAGCUAAAAUUGUUCAACAAGCAAUUUGAAGAGUUCAGUCCAAUUGGUUUGUAUAUGAUAAGAAGCUUAAAGAAGAAAUAAUAAUAUCAGUGGCAAAUACCUUGCUGCCAGUAUAUGGAAUCUUUAUUGGGAGGUUCCGUGAUUGUCUUGGUAUUCAUGCUAAUCAGUGUAUUAGAUACGGAAUGUUUGAGAUUCAAGAUCGCCUCAACAACUUGUUUCUGAUCAAAAACAGUUAGUUGAAUCGUCAGAAUGUAGAUGAA
Medicago truncatula (barrel medic) is the source of this 1860-nucleotide messenger RNA. Its product is annotated as exocyst complex component EXO70B1. Gene Ontology annotation, biological process: exocytosis. Bases 368 to 1681 code for a protein of 437 amino acids. Gene Ontology annotation, cellular component: exocyst. The record is from RefSeq and is a predicted model, not a curated record. Lineage: Eukaryota; Viridiplantae; Streptophyta; Magnoliopsida; Fabales; Fabaceae. The transcript has 2 exons. Gene Ontology annotation, molecular function: phosphatidylinositol-4,5-bisphosphate binding.